Molecule: messenger RNA, 1332 nt
Organism: Protobothrops mucrosquamatus (brown spotted pit viper)
Lineage: Eukaryota; Metazoa; Chordata; Lepidosauria; Squamata; Viperidae
Product: zinc finger protein RFP
Molecular function (GO): zinc ion binding
Source: RefSeq, a predicted model, not a curated record
CUCGGCGGAGGAGGCAGCGAUGGCGGCCGCAGCGUCCAUGGAGGAUUUGCUGGAAGAAGCCACCUGCUCCAUCUGCCUGGAAUAUUUCCAGGACCCCGUGCUCAUCCCGGAGUGCGGCCACAACUUCUGCCGGGGCUGCCUGACCCGCAGUUGGGGGACGUCGGAAUCGGAGGCUUCCUGUCCCCAGUGCAGACAGACCUUCAAGCCCCGCAACGUCCUGCCCAACAGGCAGCUGGCGCGGCUGGUGGAAAUAGCCAGGCGAUGCGGAAGCCCUUGGGGCGAGGACGGAGGGAGCCUCUGCCCGAAGCACCGGGAGCCCCUCAUGCUCUUUUGUAAGGACCACGAGACCCUCAUCUGCGUGGACUGCAUCCAAUUCGAAGAGCACAGGCGACACUGGGUAGUCCGUGCUGAGGAGGCUCUCCAGGAGUACCAGAUCAAGGUUGGGGAUUGCCUGAAGGCUCAGAAGGAGGAGAAAGAAAAAAUAGCUACAUACAAAACAGACACAGAGCAAAGAGUUCAGGAGAUGCUUAAAAAGAGAAAAAAAAUGUAGUGGCUGAAUUCAGAGAACUACAACUCUGGUUAGAAGGACAGGAGAAGCUUCUGUUGGCUAGAAUGGAAGAAACGGAGAAGGAGAUUAUGGCAAUAAAGGAGAAAGUUUUGGCCAAGCACACGGAGGAUCUGUGCUCUCUUGACGAUCUCAUCCAGGAGAUAGAGGAGAAGCAUCAGCAGCCAGCCAGCAAACUCUUACAGGACAUUGGAAGCAUCUUGGAGAAGUACGAAGCGAAGAAAAUAUAUGAGUAUCCGGUGAAUUUACUUGUAGACCCGAUGUGGACAAUCUGGGAUUACAGUGAUCUCGCGGUGCUUCUGAAAAGUGCCAUGAAAAAAUUUAGAGAUACUCUGGAAAGUGGACUUGAACUCCAGGAAGUGGAUGUAAUUCUGGAUCGAUACACAGCCCAUCCCGGCCGCCUUUACAUCUCCGAAGAUGGAAAAAGCGUCAGAGGAAUUAAGCCAGCUAAACAAAUAUAUCCUUCCCCAAACAGCAAGAGAUUUGAACGUUAUCCAUAUGUCCUUGGCUGUCAGAUGUUCUCAACAGGGAGACAUUUCUGGGAAGUUUCUGUAAGGAAUACAAAAGGAUGGCAUGUAGGGGUUACCAACAUGCCAGUGAACGUAACAGAUCUUGAUGAGCAGGCCAGACACUGGCAGGUUUAUAAAUGGAAAAAGAAAUACAUGGCCAUCUCUUCGUCAGUACCCUCUGAACUGGUCCUGACUGAGAAGCCCACGAGGAUCCGCAUCUCUCUCAACUGCGAAGGAGGACAACCGCUCUGCCUUUGA